AUGAAUUCCAGCGUCGACGUCGAUGGCUGGGAGUACAAGACUGUAAACAUAGCCGAAUACGGUGGCGAGUUGGACGAUCAUGAUGUCCCCGAGGGCGCUCUUCUUCGGCGUACGCCUGGUAAAAACAUGAGUUUCCGAGACAUAGGGGCUGUGGCUUCGAAGUCAAAGUUAAGCUUAAGACUCGGAGUCACCAUGUCGACCUACACAUCUGGUCUUGUUCGUGUGCUCCUGAGGUUUUCCCGCAUCCUAGGGAUUGCUUUCACAAAAGCCAUGGGGAAAUCCGAGGGCCUGAGCAAGCUGGUUGUAAGGAUCGACGACAUGGCCCCAGCUCUUAGGUAA
This is a messenger RNA of Stereum hirsutum FP-91666 SS1, 339 nucleotides long. RefSeq lists its product as uncharacterized. Lineage: Eukaryota; Fungi; Basidiomycota; Agaricomycetes; Russulales; Stereaceae. Bases 1 to 339 code for a protein of 112 amino acids. The transcript is spliced from 4 exons. The record is from RefSeq and is a predicted model, not a curated record.